This is a messenger RNA of Symbiodinium sp. CCMP2592, 705 nucleotides long. The record is from the annotation of a GenBank genome assembly. Lineage: Eukaryota; Dinophyceae; Suessiales; Symbiodiniaceae.
AUGUUUACAGCUAGCAUGAAUCGCAUGGCUCCGGCUCCUGUGCGACGGCUGCUGCUUCAAAUGUCAGGACCGCCAAGGUGCAGAGCCAAAGAAGCUUCGGAACAGAGAUGGCUUCCCCUUCGCUACCCGCUGGCAGCUGCAAUCAUUGCUGGAACAUCCAGUGUGUCUGUGCUGCGAUGCGAGCCGACGGAGCAACGCCGUCCUGUCGGCAGAUGGCGCCUGGAGAAGGCGCAGAGCGAGUCCAUGCGGCCUUACUUCGCCGGGCUGGGCUUGCCUGGCUUUGUGGCCAGGAUCAUAGAUCACGUUCCUGUGGAAUUGCACAUCAGUGUGGAGGACAAGAUCCUGAAAGUUGUGGACAGGACUCUGUUUGGAGAGAACUGCACCACGAUCGAGCUUGGCGGCGCGGAAGUCGAGAAAGAGACCCGCAACAAGCGGAAAAAGUUCAUGCUCUCUGCCUUUGAAGACUUGUCGGAGGGCACGUCGCAGCUGACGGUGAAGUGUAGACUUUUCCAGCGGGGAGAUGGCUGGUACUCUCUACAGAGCUUCGCAGUCCUUCCAGAGGGCAGCCUGCGCGAAUGCUACACUUUGAAGCGGCCGGGCGCAGAGGAUGUCGUGGUGACACGCGUCUUCAGCAGCCUUGAUGGCAAUGUGUUCGCUCGGAAGGAGCCCAGACAAAAGAUUUGCCCUCGCGGGUGGUGGAGGUGA